Molecule: messenger RNA, 1824 nt
Organism: Lachnellula hyalina
Lineage: Eukaryota; Fungi; Ascomycota; Leotiomycetes; Helotiales; Lachnaceae
Product: Chaperone protein DnaJ
Exons: 2
Coding region: 1-1824 (607 amino acids)
Biological process (GO): protein refolding
Cellular component (GO): cytoplasm
Source: RefSeq, a predicted model, not a curated record
AUGGCGUUGAAUCUUCCCGAGGAUCCAUACAAAGCGUUGGGAGUAUCAAAAGAUGCACAACUUGCCGAGAUUCGAAGUGCACACCGGAAACUCGUCCUCAAAUGCCAUCCAGACAAGGUGCAGGACGCCGCUCUCAAGGCUAUCAAGCAGGAUGAGUUUCAGAAGGUGCAGCAAGCCUAUGAGCUACUCAGCGACCAAACCCGCAGAGAUCAGUAUGAUGACCAGCUUAAGCUGUUCGAACUGAGGAAAGAGAUGGGACGGGGAAACCCUACACCGCGAAGUAAUCCAUUUGAGUAUGAGGUCAGAACCGCCGAACCCAGACCCAACGCCUACCCUCGAACGAAACCCUCACCGCAGGCUUCGCCGAAAGUCUACUCGCAAACACCGCCCAGAUCCUACGAAGAUGUAAUAUACGAAGAACCAAAAGCGGUGCCGAGGAAAACAACGAGCUACGAGUCGUCAGACCGGAAACGGACUUCGGGGAGGGAUGAGGACCGGAGAAAGCACGAGGAUGAGGAGAAGUCGAGACAGAAAUUCGAAAAAGAAAAGGAAAAGGAAAAGGAGCGCAAGCACGCACACUCGAAGAAGGAGAAGAGCCGUGACAAGGAGAAGAGGAGAGGUACCGAAGAGAAGCACUCUCGUCAAACGGCAUACGUCCACGAAGAGUCUGAUGAAUAUGUGCCUCCUCGAACCUCUGAAAAGAAGUCGAGUCGACAUAGGGCGGACGACGACUUGCGGCAGCGAGAAGCCGAACGGGUGUCUAUCAAGGAAGCUCCUUUGGCCCCGAAAUGGGACAAGCACAUGGAAUACGCUGGGCAAUAUAUGCAAGCUGCUCGACGAAAGGUCGCCCCAGCUGAAGAAGAUUUUGUCCACCCUGGUCUACGGAGAGCCGAGACCUAUGCAGCACCAUCUUACAAUGUACGACAUGUUGCUCCUCAGUUCAGCGAUGACGAUACACCCCGGAGGUCUUCUGCUCGCAAAGAGUCGAAAAGAGCUUCGGAAGCCCCGACUCCUCGAACACGAGAUAAGUCGAGUAAGGGUAGUAGCAGAAGAUCUCCAGCUACAUCCCCCAAAGACGCUUACAUUGUUGAGCCUCCUUCUCCACCUCCAGUAACCCGGAAACCUACCCUCCAAACACGCUCAUCCGCGCCACCGGAUCCAGCUCCAUUCUCUAGCAGUCAGCGAGAAAGGGAUAGGCCCCAUCGCUCAAAGACGCAAGACUAUCCCCGAAAUGACGCUGUUCCUCCUCUGCCAAGAGCACAGACCUUCGCAUCAGGGGACCGUAAAGUUGAACCAAGUCGAGACCGUGGGGGAAGCAGGUUAAAGAAGACAGUCGAUUAUUCAAGUGCUGAAUCCGACUCCGACUCCCCUUCUCCCCAACCACAACGACGCUCCCAUAGUCCCCCACCCCGCCGCGCAGCACCACCACCCGAACCAAUCCGCUACAUCAUCGACAACGGCCGCUCAGUUCCCAUCAGCACGCGACAUCGUUCCGAUCUUCGUGAUCUCAACGAAGACCAUUACCAACAACGCGAUCGUAGCGAAUCCCCUCACGGUCGCCGUAGUAGAGAGCGUUCAGCUGGUACGAGAAACGCCAGUAGUAGACAAGUUCCCAUCCGCUCACAGAGCCAGAACUACUACCCCCCCGAUGCACCUGAGCCAGUGAUUCAUACUGUGCGCCCUAAAAUGGCCCCGCGUGAAGCGACACAUCAGAGUUCAAGGGGCGGUAGUGGGGGUGCAACAGGCUAUUUCAACGAUGUGAAAUAUGCGCCAGCAUAUAAGCCUGAGAAUCACAUCGCCAGCGGAUAUUUAUCAGAAGAGUAG